Drosophila subpulchrella is the source of this 1682-nucleotide messenger RNA. RefSeq lists its product as uncharacterized. The transcript is spliced from 4 exons. The record is from RefSeq and is a predicted model, not a curated record. Lineage: Eukaryota; Metazoa; Arthropoda; Insecta; Diptera; Drosophilidae. Gene Ontology annotation, biological process: embryonic development via the syncytial blastoderm; cell surface receptor signaling pathway via JAK-STAT. Bases 120 to 1358 code for a protein of 412 amino acids.
AGAGACCGUGGAGUGAGCAGCUCGCAGUCAGCCAGCCAGCUAGCCAGUUAGCCAGUUAGCCAAGUUAGUCAGUGUUAGUGAUAGUGAUAGGCGCGAGAGUGCGUGCCACCGGACCACCAAUGCCAGCCUUUACCUUAAACGUCAGCCAGCCAAGCCAAAGCAGCAGCAGCAGCAGCAGCAGGAGGAGCAGCACACACAGCAGCGGCCAGUGGAGCUGGCACAGCCGCCAGGCGCUGCUGGUCAUCACAAUCCUGGCCGCCGUGAUGGCGCCGAACACACAGGCCCGCCAUCUGCGGGACAGGGUGGCGUUGGACUACGCCUACGGGGAGGACAACUCCGGACGUUCCUCAUCCUCGUCGGCGGGCGACAUCCUGCCCGCCUUCGACGUGAACCCGUACCGCGGCCUGGCCGAGAGCUUCGGCGAGGGCAGCUACGACAGCGACCUCAGCAUGAGCGAGAGCAGCUACGAGGAGAUCGCCCAGGCGGCGAUCAGGGCCGCCAGGCGGGAGAUGCGCCGCCAGAGGACGCGGCACGCCCGCAGCCACAACCUGCGGCUCUUCGCCAGCAAGUCGGAUGUGCCGGAGUGGGAGAAUCCCUGCGGCGGCACCUACACGCCGGACGAGAGCCUGGGCGACAGCAGUGCCAGCCAAGGACGGGUGAUCAAGCGCAAGCACCUCGAAAACCUGCGGAACAUCACGAUGAGCGAGUACCAAGACAUUACCCACCGCGCCACGCUGGAGUACGGCAACCACCAGCACUGGCAGCGCGAGUACAAGUUCCUGCCGAACAUGACGAAGCCCACGAGCGCGGUUAAGCUCAAGACCUGGUACCGCCACAUGCAGACCUUCGUGGGCAGCUUCUCGUAUUUGGGACGGGCGCAGUACAAGUUCCGCAAGGACCAGCAGAAGAGCAUCAACGAGGCGGUCACCAAGGAGCUGCACGACCUCCUGGUCAGCGCCCGCUACAUGCUCUGCGAGAUCGAGUCGACCAUCAACUCCUCCUACCCAAACAGCAAUGGGGCCAAGCUGAGCCGGGUGAGUCGCCAGGCGAUGGAGGACCGCCUCAAUUUCCAUACGCCCGCCAAUGGGUCCGCGGAGGCGGACCAGCGGGACCUUAAGGUCAGCAAGGAGCUGUACUUCCAGUACCUGGACAACGUGUGGAAGACGCUGCACCGGGUGCUGCGGCGCCCGAGACGCAACAGCGCCGAGCGGCGCCACCUGGCAGCGGCGGCGGCCGGCCAUGGAGCGGAAGCGGGAGCGAGCGGCCUGCGGGCGGGCAGCUCGGAACUGCUCGACCUGGGCUCCUCGAGCGGAUCCGGAGGGAGUUCCGGCUCGGACGGCGCCUCGUCCGAGUCCUGAGCUGCGGCUGAGCCUGAGCCUGAGCCAGUCAACCGCGUCAACAUCACGCCCUUCCAGUAUUACAGCGAUUGCUGCAUAGUUGCAACAUUCCCAGCUUAGCAGCCUUUCCGCUCAGCAGCUUUCCAGCUUCCAAGCCAAAUAGAGGACCACCCGACCACCUGACCGGGAGAGAACGAAGAAUUUUUGUCGAAUGCCAUUUAGACACGUACUUUAGUAUUUAUUUAUUUAUUUAUUGAGAGCAUCGAGUAUUAGAGCGCCUUCCAUUCCAGUUGCCAAACGGAUCGGAUGGGGACCAACCCACUCCAAUCCACUCCAUUAUCCCAC